AUGAAGACUCGGGCCUGCCACCAGCCCCGUCUCCUAAGAGGGAAAAAGAAAUGGUUUUUGUGGGCCCUCAGUGGCUUCCUCUUCCUCUUCUCAGUGGCCAUGACUGGCUGCUUCCUGUGGCAGUACCACCUCCCCAAGCUGCAGUCUGGUUCCUUGAAGCCGGAGGUGACCCCAGCCCCAGUAAAGAUGUGUCCCCGGCACCCCGAGCUUGUGCCUUUGGUUCACCCCCUCCCAGUGCUGAAGGAGGCCUUGGAGAAGGUGGAUGGAAUUCUCCGCAAGGCAAUGUUGGCCCCAGGCCUGGCUGCCAUGUCUGCCCUUGUCAUCCACAAUGACACUGUGCUCUGGACUGGGAACUUUGGAAAGAAGAAUGGCUCAGAUCCAAAUUCUGGAACCCCUAAUGAGUAUACCAUAUACCGGAUUGCCAGCAUCUCCAAGAUCUUCCCCGCGCUUAUGCUGUACCGCCUGUGGGAGGAGGGCAUCGUGGCCUCCUUGGAUGACCCUCUGGAGCGCUAUGCCAGCACCUUCUCUAUCAACAACCCGCUGGGCAAGGCCCAAGACCCUGAACCACAGGGCCCAAUGGGGGAAUAUGAGGAGAUGGGCUCCCUCCCAAGGCCUUCUUCUGUCACUCUCCGGAGGAUGGCCAGUCAGUUGUCAGGGCUUCCCCGAAGGCUGCGGGGCACUUCGCUGUUGUGGAGGGGCAGCACCCAGGAGGCUCUGAACCUGCUCAGGGAUGAUGUCCUGGUGGCUGACCCAGGAACCAGAUGCCACUACAGCACUCUGGCCUUCUCGCUCCUUGCCCAUGUACUGGCUGCGCACACGGCACAGGGAGACUAUGAACGCUGGGUGUCUGAGCAGGUCCUGGAGCCUCUGGGGAUGAGCGACACUGGCUUUGCACUGACUGGAGCUGUGCGUGCUCGCCUGGCUGCUGGCUUCUACGGCAGUGGCCGGUCAGCACCCCUCUACGACCUGGGCUGGUACCGGCCGUCGGGCCAGAUGUACUCCACGGCUGCAGACCUGGCCAGGCUGGCGGCGGCGCUAUUGGGCGCAGGGUCCCGACGGCUGCUGCGCGCCCUGCGUCACGUGCGCGGACGAGUCUUCCAGCUGCAUGUGGCACGCAAGUUCCCAUGCACGCUGCCGCUCGCCGAUGCCUGGCUGUCUCUGGAGGCGCAACACGGGCAGCUGGUGCGUUUCUACCCGCUGGACCGCCACGGGCUGGCUCCAGGCUUCGACGUGCCUGGACUCAAUACCUAUGGAGUGCUGCGCCUGCAGCGCAGGCCAGUGUUCCCCUCUCAAUGA
This is a messenger RNA of Cricetulus griseus (Chinese hamster), 1296 nucleotides long. The record is from RefSeq and is a predicted model, not a curated record. NCBI's taxonomy places the organism in Eukaryota, Metazoa, Chordata, Mammalia, Rodentia, Cricetidae.